UUCAGUCUAAUCCAGCAAAAUUAGCAUUUGUUAAUGAAAGGUAUAGCAAGAGGACUCACCUAAUGUUAAAAGUCAUUUCACACAGAAGCACUAACUUGUGGCUCGCUAUUUGACAUCCUCCUGUUAAACUACUUUAAGUGCUGAUAGUAGCUAAGAAACUUGGCCUUGAAGUUAUCUGAUUUUAAUCUCAAACUCCUUGUAAACAUAGUCCAAGCUCGAAUGAUUUCGUUCUUUCUUAGGAUACCAUAACAAGAAAAGUUUGGAACUAUUAAGUAGCAGCAGUUCUUGGCAGUUUAUUUGAAAUCUUCUCCUUAAGGGAGACAAUAGGUUGUUUAGCAAACCAGACCAAAGGCAGCUCUGGAUCUACUAGUUUCCAGAAAGGAAUGAGCUUCGGGAAGCGACUGAUUGAAGAAACAGAUGGAGAUGAAGGACGAGAAAUGGCGUGGAUCAGUUGGAGGAUUAGUAGAGGCUCCAAUUGACCAAGUGUGGAACUUAGUAUCACAAAGUAGUAGACUGUCCGAAUGGAUGCCAAUGGUGGAAAGAUGCACUGAUUUAGCUGGAGAAGAAGGAAUUCCAGGCUACGUUCGGCUAGUUUCUGGUUUCAUGUUCCCUCAAAAGGAUGGAGACAGGUCCUGGAUUAAGGAAAAACUAAUUUCUAUGGACAUUUCAUCACAUAGUUAUGUUUACAAAAUGGAAGCAAGCAAUGUAGGUCUUGAUGGAUCAACAAAUUCACUAAAACUCUUUGAUUAUGAAGAUAAUACAACUCUUGUCAACUGGACAUUUGAAAUAAAUCCACUGGAAGGUGCAUCAGAGGACACAAUUAUGGAUUACUUGGGAUUUCUUUAUAAAUCUUGUAUUAAUAGAAUCAAGUAUGCUAUUUGUGCCUCCUUUCAGAAGUGACUGUACUGGAGAAUAGAUUGAACAUAUAUUUUUGCUGCGUGCUUUAACAGAUGCCAAAAUAAAUGAAAAGUCAAUUUAGAAGUUAUUCAGUUUUUUA
Messenger RNA from Nicotiana tabacum (common tobacco), 997 nucleotides. RefSeq names its product lachrymatory-factor synthase-like. Lineage: Eukaryota; Viridiplantae; Streptophyta; Magnoliopsida; Solanales; Solanaceae. The record is from RefSeq and is a predicted model, not a curated record.